Messenger RNA from Pocillopora verrucosa, 3365 nucleotides. RefSeq names its product fibropellin-1. The record is from RefSeq and is a predicted model, not a curated record. NCBI's taxonomy places the organism in Eukaryota, Metazoa, Cnidaria, Anthozoa, Scleractinia, Pocilloporidae. Gene Ontology annotation, molecular function: Notch binding; calcium ion binding.
GAAAACAGUGGACUUUCAAUUUGGCAAUCUUCAAAAGGGAGUCAAAAUGCGUUGUUCGGCCCAACAGUUGGCUGUGCUUUGUCUCAUUUGUUUACCCUCUUUAAGCUACGGAAAAUUUACAGCUGAGAAAGUAUCUCGCAAGCAUAGCACAGACAAAGUUGGAAACAGUACUCCAAGAAGACUUAAAUCCUCGAGGUCUCCGAACCUGUCCAAGAAGUCUAAGGAAACAGGUGUAGCGGUGAAAGGAACACGAAAGAAUCUUCUCGACCCUUUAAUUUCUAGUUACGAAGGACCACACUUCUCCGAAGCUCCGUUACCAAUUCACAUCGAGCAUAUCAAAGAUUACCCGGUUGCUGUUCCAGUCAAGAAGGAAACUGCUGAACACAUUUUACAUGUGCACAUUCAUGACAAAAAUCCUUGCAAAAAUGGCGGAGUACUUUCGGGAGAAGAAUCAGGAAAUUAUCGCUGUAUUUGCCCACCUCAGUACGUUGGAUCCACUUGUGAAAUACAACAGCACUGUUUUUCUGAACCAUGCAAGAAUGGAGGAAAGUGCCUAGAGAUUAGCAAUGGUUAUAAAUGCACAUGCCUUGCUGGUUUCACUGGCAAUGACUGUGAAGACAGAGCCUUUUGCUCCCCUAACCCUUGUGAACAUGGAGGUACAUGCGUUGAGACUCUUCAAGGCUAUAAAUGCGUGUGUCAAGACGGUUACAAGGGCGAUAACUGUAAAGAUACUGAUGCUUGUUGGCCUAACCCUUGCCAACAUGGCGGAAGCUGUGAAACCAUAAAUGGUUCCCCACGCUGUCUGUGUCAACCGCAAUAUCAUGGAACUUACUGUCAUGAGAGAUAUAUCUGCUUCAUGAAUCCUUGUCAUAAUGGAGGGAUAUGCGUAGAAAAUCCUUUGGCCCCUUGUCUUUGUCCAAAUGGAUACGUAGGAAAAUACUGCAUUGAUCACGUGUGUCGACCAAAUCCAUGCCUGCACAAAGGCACUUGCAAAGUAGUAGACCAUCCAUCGGGGUCCAGGAACAAGAGAUGGAAUUAUCGCUGCACAUGUCCGGAAUCGUAUCGAGGGCAUAUUUGUCAUAUUCCUCAUCCGUGCAUUCGUCAACCUUGCCUAAACGGUGGGACUUGCGUGGAUGCCUUCACCUCCAAAGAGGAAAACGAGGAGCAACCUGUUUAUGACGUAACGCUCCCUUGGACACACUUGCACUUCCAUUGCCAGUGUCCUCCUGGUUUUAAGGGAUCGAGGUGCGAAACUGAUGUUUGUUCGUUGUGUCAUCGUUUGGCUGAAUGUAUUGACCAUCAUUGUGUUUGCAAGCGUGGCUACGUUGGAAACGGAAAUUAUUGUAAAAAGCCAACAAAUAGGUGUCAUCCCAAUCCCUGCCUUAAUCAGGGAACGUGCUCUGAACGACAGGACGGCAGUUACGACUGUGAAUGUGUCCCAGGAUAUUGUGGUCUUCAUUGCAAAGAUAUUUGUGAACCAUGUUUGUUACGGCCAUGCUUUAAUGGAGGAGAAUGUAUCCCAAAGGGUGAGGAACGUAUCUGUAUUUGCAAACCGCCUUACAUUCAACCUGACUGUAAUGAGACCGCUGUUAAUCGAUGUAUUCCAAAUCCUUGCAAAAAUGGUGGUACGUGUAGGUCUUUGCCAGAGAAAGAUGACUACAUUUGCGACUGCGUCGGUAAAUUCUCUGGAAAGGAUUGCGCCAACUGCGACUGCCCUAAGGCCAAACCACGACCAGAUGGGAAAGAGGUAAUUGACUCUGAAUGCGACGCAAUUGGGGAAUGUUUUUGUCCACUUGUUUCUGGUGUUCCUAAAGUCACAUUUACGGACGGCGGCUGCGUUCUUGACCGCCAAAGCCUUUGCUUUAGUGAACCAUGCAAGAACGGAGGAACAUGCGUGACUACUUUAUAUGGAUUCAUAUGUGAAUGCCCUCCUCCAUAUUACGGAACUUUCUGUGAAUGCACUUCCUGUAUAUGUGAGCAACCGUGUAAGAAUGGUGCUACCUGUGUUGACAUUGCAACAAAACAAUACCAAUGUACUUGUCCCCCUGGUUACCAAGGUCCUGACUGUUCAGCCCCAGUGACACCAACAGAAAAGCGUUGUAUAAAUGUCACUUGCCUACAUGGAGGCACUUGUGUAGAGCGUCCAAAUGGAUACGAUUGUAUCUGCACACCACAGUACACAGGACCACAUUGUGGAGUUGACAAGUGCGCUAAUUGUCACGAGGAGGCAGAAUGUGUAUAUGGACGUUGUCGAUGUAGAGAAGGAUACGUUGGAACUGGAUACGUUUGCGAGAAAGAUAAGGAAAAAGAAUGUGGCAUCUGUCCUGUUCAUCAUCAUUGUGCCCAGGGAGUCUGUGUUUGUAUUCCAGGGUUCAUUUGUCAAGAUAGUGGGCGUUAGAGACGCUUCAUAACGUAUUCAGUUUUGGAAAUUAUUCUAUUGAAUGUUUGAAACCUCAGAGAUUACUAACAUGACGCAGUUAUGAUGACGAAACUUAACUGUAAUAUAUGAUUUCAAAAAAUAAGCAAAUCCAUUGAAACAAACAAACAAAGAAAAAACAGAAAAAGAGAGAGAAAAAAAAUCAUUUGUAGCUAAUCUAAUGGCAUACACACGGGCCACAUUACCGAUAACUUGGACCAGGUUUGGCUUCCAUGGCGGCAUCUUUUUUUUUUCUUUGUAUGCAGCAUGUGGCAUAAAAUUAAUAUUUACUUGAUUUCAAGUAUCUAAGUAAAUUAUAAAUUGUAACGUAACCUUGAGUAGUGAUAGCUUUAUGUUUAGUUUAUUGUAAAUAGCUAUGUUGCUUUAUAAAGACAAUAAAGCCGUGUGCUAAGUGCGAAGUGCACGCAAGGAACUGUUUUUGGAAACAUCAAAAACGUAAAUUACACGUAUCUCUAAUUAACAUUGGAAGAAGUCGAUUCAUUAAUCCUAAAAUUUUGAAGGAUGUCACACCCUUCAAACCGUGAGAAUCAGAAUAAGAAUUAGGAUUUUAGGAAAGGGUUGGGCUGGAUAACUAUUCGGAUCUGAUUCGACCUAAUGUGCGUGCUUUCGAAGUCCUUGUCCUCAGCAACUGCUUCAGUCAUGCAUACGUUACCAAACUGAAUUAGUCUCCAACUAGAGCAGGAAAAUGAAAAAAUGAAUAAAUAAGCAAAUGAACGAGAGAUAUAUAACAAAAUGACUGAAUCAAUUUAGAUAAUUACAAAAAACAUACAUCGACUCACCUAUUUUCUGACAAGUGUUAUCAAUAAAGUAAAAUCCCGCGAUACAAGCGCAUUCUCCGCCAACACAGACGGCGUUUAGCGGACAGGUGUUACAGAAAGACACUGAAAACAAUAAAAUAAACUUAAAAUGCAACAAUGCCUUUUUUAUG